This is a messenger RNA of Prorocentrum cordatum, 1164 nucleotides long. Lineage: Eukaryota; Dinophyceae; Prorocentrales; Prorocentraceae. The record is from the annotation of a GenBank genome assembly.
GAUCACACCCUAGGCAAUAUCCUCCGCAUGGAGCUGCUGAGGAACGAGGCGGUCCUCUUCGCCGGCUACAAGGUGCCCCACCCGCUGAACCACAUGAUUGAGCUGCGGGUGCAGACGCUGCCGAAGACGACGCCAGAGGCGGCGGUCCGGCACGCGGUCGCAAACCUCAGGUCCGAGUGCAGGUCGAUGCUGGAUCAGUUCGACAGCCAGGUGCGGGACCUGGAGGCGCGGGCCGCCAAGGACGCGCCCACGGGGGCGCUGCUGGACGAGGACCGCCUCCACACCACCGACGCUGAGGGAACCGGGGCGGACGGGACGACCAGCGGUCCCGAGCCCGAGGCGCCGUACUCGCCCUACUCGCCUGGGGUCGACGACAGGGACCAGCGUUUUCAGGAGCAGCUCGAGGAGUUCGAGCGGCUGGCGGGGGGCCAGGACGACGUCAGCAUCAGCCCCUCCUUCUCGCCCGCCACGCCGCAGGGUGGCGCGCGGCCGGCCGGCAGCGCCGGCGGUGCCGCGGGCACGCCGCCCGCGGGUGUCGGCGAGGGGCCUCCCGCGGCCGGCGGGGGCGGCGACGCUAUGGAGGUGGCCCCCGUGGCGCUGCGGGCGCUCGGCUCUGGGAGCGCGAGCGCGCCCGCCUCGCCCGUUCGCUGCUGGGCUGCAGGGAGCCGCGGCGAUGGCCUGCGGAGGCCAGUGGCCCCCCCGUCCUUCUCCUGCGGGAGCGCCCUCCCCUCCGAGGGCGCCGCGCGCCGCCCUCGCGGCGGUGCUCCUCGGGCUCGUGGCGUGCUGGCCCCGCUGGCCCUCGGCGUCUCUGGCUGGGAAGUUCGAGAGCGCCGGCUCGUCGGUGGACAAAGGGCUGAAGCGCGCCAAGGAGGGGCUGCAGGGCGUUCAGAGGCGCGUGGCGCCGCAGAACAGGGACACCCUCGAGAGGCAGGUCGCAGAUCUGAAGGCUUCGGGGAAGAAGCUCGUCCAGGACCGCGCGCCGUGGUCGCCGUCCUCCGGGCGGCCAGGUACCUGGACAAGGCCAAGGGCAGGCAGAAGAAGAUCGCCGAGAAGGCCCUCGACAAAGCGAAGGCCGAUGCCAACCUGGCCGUAGAGAAGGCCAAGGCCAAGGCCAAGCAGAGGGUCCGGGAGACGGAGGAGCGCCUCAAGCGCCUGGCCAAGUGA